Messenger RNA from Quercus robur (English oak), 2554 nucleotides. Its product is annotated as probable LRR receptor-like serine/threonine-protein kinase At4g37250. The transcript is spliced from 2 exons. The record is from RefSeq and is a predicted model, not a curated record. Bases 91 to 2418 code for a protein of 775 amino acids. Gene Ontology annotation, molecular function: protein kinase activity; protein binding; ATP binding. Gene Ontology annotation, biological process: protein phosphorylation. Lineage: Eukaryota; Viridiplantae; Streptophyta; Magnoliopsida; Fagales; Fagaceae.
ACCCUGCGUCAUCAUAAAUCUCAGUUACUUACCUCUCUUUCUUUCUCUCUCUCACACCUUAGGAGAGAUGUGGUAUUAUCACCGUGUAAAAUGAUGAGCCACCAUAGUGUUGAUCUCCAUUUAUGGUGGAGAAUUCUUGCACUUACUCUUCUUGUAUUUGAAUCUUUUGGGCUUAACACAGAUGGUAUUCUGUUGCUUUCUUUCAAGUACUCAGUUCUCAGUGACCCUUUGAGUGUGCUAGAGAGCUGGAACUCCAACGAUGACACUCCAUGUUCAUGGAAAGGAGUUGCAUGUGCAGCUCAAGGCUUAGCCAAUACUACUUCCCCUCGGGUGUCUGGUUUAGCUCUCCAAAAUUCUCAGCUUCUAGGUUCAAUCCCUGCCAAUCUGGGCAUGAUUGAACACCUCCAAAGUCUCAACCUUUCCAACAAUUCUCUCAAUGGGUCUCUUCCUUUCUCACUUUUCAACGCAACCCAGCUCCAGUUGCUUGACUUGUCAAACAAUUUGAUCUCUGGUGAGUUACCAGAGACCAUAGGCCAGCUUCAAAACCUUCAAUUCCUUGACCUCUCAGAGAAUGCCUUGGCGGGAAAUGUGCCCAACAAUCUCACUUCUUUGACUAAUCUAACCACUGUUUCUUUGAAAAACAACUACUUUUCUGGUGUUCUUCCUAAUGGGUUUGAAUCUGUUCAGGUUUUAGAUCUGUCCUCGAAUCUCGUCAAUGGAUCUUUACCUCCUGACUUUGGUGGUUCUAGUCUACGUUACUUAAACAUCUCCUACAACAGACUUUCCGGGAAAAUCCCACCAGAGUUUGCUCAGGAAAUCCCAGGUAACGCCACUAUUGAUCUGUCAUUCAACAAUCUCACAGGACGAAUCCCGGACUCUGAAGUUUUCAUGAAGCAAGAGUCCCAAUCAUUUUCUGGGAAUCCUGAUCUGUGUGGGGAACGAACUAAUCCUUGUCCGAUUCCCUCUUCUCCUUCAUCAGCACCUGAUAAUACCUCUGCCCCUACCUCUCCUCCUGCUAUUGCUGCAAUCCCAAAGACAAUGAACCCAACCCCAGAUACCAUGUCACCCGGGUCAUCUCAGCAAAAUACGCAAAGUGGGCUGAGACCAGCAACGAUCAUAGGAAUUGUACUUGGAGAUGUUGCAGCUCUUGGAAUUCUUGCUUUGAUUUUCUUAUAUAUGUACCACUUAAAGAAAAAGAAGAAAGCCGAGAAUGCACUGAAGAAUGAAGCUAACGCUACAAGGGAUAAUUGGUCAUCUUCAUCCUCUGAGUCAAGAGGGUUCACAAGGUGGUCGUGUUUGCGAAAGACAACUGAAGGAGAAGAAGGCUCAGAGGCCUCAAACUCUGACAACGAACAAGAAAGGCAAAGCGGUCAAAAGAUCAGUCAAGAAAAUCAACGGCAGCAAGAGCAGGAACAAAGCAAAGGAGGGACGCUGGUGAUCGUUGAUGGGGAGAGAGAACUUGAGCUUGAGACACUGUUAAAGGCUUCGGCUUAUAUAUUGGGUGCCACAGGUUCGAGUAUAAUGUACAAAGCUGUGCUUGAAGAUGGGACUGCACUUGCGGUUCGAAGAAUUGGUGAGAGCAGUGUGGAACGGUUCAAGGACUUCGAGAACCAGGUCCGUGUCAUAGCCAAGUUGGUGCACCCCAAUUUGGUUCGAAUUCGUGGGUUCUAUUGGGGGGUCGAUGAAAAGCUCAUCAUCUAUGACUUCGUCCCCAAUGGCAGCCUUGCCAAUGCUCGUUACAGGAAAGUGGGUUCCUCACCUUGCCAUCUACCAUGGGAGUUCAGGCUCAAGAUAGCAAAAGGUGUGGCCCGCGGGCUUGCACACCUCCACGAGAAGAAGCACGUGCAUGGAAAUUUGAAGCCUAGCAACAUUCUCUUGGGCAAUGAUAUGGAGCCCAAAAUUGGUGAUUUUGGGCUGGAGAGGCUCGUAUCGGGUGACACGAGCUAUAAGGCCGGAAUAUCGGCCCGAAACUUUGGAAGCAAGAGAUCCACGGCCUCAAGAGACAGCUUUCAAGAUCUUACAAUUGGGCCAAGCCCAAGCCCAAGUCCUAGCUCACUUGGGGUAUCCCCUUAUCAUGCACCUGAAUCGCUUAGGAGCUUAAAGCCCAACCCAAAAUGGGAUGUGUACUCGUUUGGGGUUAUAUUGCUUGAGCUUCUGACUGGGAAGGUUAUAGUUUUAGAUGACUUGACCCAAGGAACUGGGAUUGUGGUUGAAGAUAAGAGCAGGGCUUUGAGGAUGGCUGAUGUGGCAAUCAGAGCUGACGUGGAGGGCAAAGAAGAGUCCCUCUUGGCUUGCUUCAAGUUAGGGUAUGGUUGUGCCUCUCCAAUCCCAAAUAAAAGACCAGCAAUGAAAGAAGUCCUACAAGUUCUUGAGAAAGUCCCAUCCCCAACUUCAUCAUCACAUUAUUACGGUCCCUAAGAAGAUAGGACACUUUUGUAGAGAGAAGUGUAUGUAUGAUUGACUAAUAGGGUUGUCAUUUGGUUCAAAGUUCUUGUUGUAAUUUCGUGAGGUCAUUGAAUAGAUCUUGUUGUGUGACACUAAUUUUCCCUGCUAA